Molecule: messenger RNA, 4557 nt
Organism: Paramormyrops kingsleyae
Lineage: Eukaryota; Metazoa; Chordata; Actinopteri; Osteoglossiformes; Mormyridae
Product: N-acetylgalactosaminyltransferase 7-like
Biological process (GO): protein O-linked glycosylation
Cellular component (GO): Golgi apparatus
Molecular function (GO): polypeptide N-acetylgalactosaminyltransferase activity
Source: RefSeq, a predicted model, not a curated record
AGCGCCCGGUGUUGUCUCGUCGAUGGACAUUUGUUACUUGUUUGUCCUUCACUUUGGUUUCGGCUACUCGAGCGCCGCCGGUAAACGCGCGUGCAGUCCGGCUCGUUGUCAUGGAUACCUUAUGUACCAAGCUAGUAAAGAGAUAAGUAGUUAAAGCACAACUAUGGGGACCUGUGGCUGCUUGUUUCCUCUCUGCAUUAUAGCAACUGUUUGUAUGCCUGUACGUGAGCGGUAGUGGAUGCCGGGUGCGAUAAGUUGUGCUGCCAUACUUGGUGCAAUGGCAACCCGGAAGGCAGGCGUUCGGCGUACGGUUAGCAUCGUUAAGCGAGCCGUGGCCUGGCUAGGCCCCGAAAACGGCGCACCAUACGCCGUCUGAGGGCCAGGGUAAUGCUGCUGAUGUCUUGCCCAAUGCCAAGAAUAAUAUAUUGGAAAAAUUUAAACCUGUGGUUCCUUGGCCUCAUGUUGAAGGAGUGGAGGUCGACCUGGAGUCCAUCCGUCAGAAGCAUGCAGGAGAAAAUGAGAUACAUCAGCAAAAACGGGAAUCUGGGGAUGUUGUGCAGAAUCAGCAAAAUGUCAUGCAGAAGCAGUAUGCUACUUUUAAACCCCACAGCCACCCGUACUCCAACCCUGUCCUGAAACGAGGUAUUUUGGGCAACUUUGAGCCGAAGGAACCUGAACCUGAUGGAGUGGCAGAUGGCCCAGGGGAAAGAGCCAAACCGUUUGUUCUGGGUCCAGACUACAAGGAUUCCAUACAGGACAGCAUCAAAGAGUUUGGCUUCAAUAUGGUGGCCAGCGACAUGAUAUCCCUGGACCGCAGUAUCAGUGACUUGCGGCAUGAAGAAUGCAAAUACUGGCACUACGAUGAGAAUUUGCUGACCUCGAGCGUCAUUAUUGUCUUCCAUAACGAGGGGUGGUCCACACUGAUGAGGACCGUGCACAGCGUCAUCAAAAGGACGCCCCAGAAAUAUCUUGCUGAAAUUGUUAUGAUUGAUGACUUUAGCAAUAAAGUGCACUUGAAAGAGAGGCUGGAGGAGUAUAUCAAGCAGUGGAACGGCCUGGUUAAGCUGUUCCGCAAUGAGAAGAGGGAGGGCUUAAUCCAAGCCCGGAGCAUUGGAGCCCGGAAGGCCACAUUAGGCCAGGUGCUCAUCUACCUGGACGCUCACUGUGAAGUCGGAGUGAACUGGUAUGCACCUCUGGUGGCCCCCAUUUCAAAGGACAGAACCGUGUGCACGGUGCCUCUCAUUGACUCCAUAAACGGCCAGACUUACACCAUUGAACCACAAGGGGGCGGGGAUGAAGAUGGCUUUGCCAGAGGAGCGUGGGACUGGAGCAUGCUUUGGAAACGUGUCCCCCUCUCAGACAGGGAGAAGCAGAGGAGAUCCUUUAAAACUGAGCCAUAUCGGUCUCCUGCUAUGGCUGGUGGUCUGUUUGCUAUUGAGCGAGAUUUCUUCUUUGAACUGGGGCUGUAUGACCCUGGCCUGCAGAUCUGGGGAGGAGAAAACUUUGAGAUCUCUUACAAGAUUUGGCAGUGUGGUGGUCAGCUGCUGUUUGUGCCCUGUUCUCGAGUUGGACAUAUAUAUCGUCUCCAUGGUUGGCAAGGAAACCCGCCCCCCGCUCACGUGGGCUCCUCCCCCACGCUAAAGAACUAUGUGCGUGUAGUUGAAGUAUGGUGGGAUGAGUAUAAGGACUAUUUCUACGCCAGUCGACCCGAAACCCAGACUCUGGCUUACGGAGACAUCAGUGAGCUGAAACGAUUUCGAGAGGAGCACCAUUGUAAAAGCUUCAAGUGGUUUAUGGAGGAAAUCGCUUACGACAUCCCAACUCACUAUCCACUGCCUCCCAGAAAUGUUGAUUGGGGAGAGGUUCGUGGAUAUGAAACUAACUACUGUAUAGACAGCAUGGGCCACACAAACGGCGGAAAUGUGGAGACCGGGCCCUGUCACAGGAUGGGCGGAAACCAGCUAUUUCGAAUAAAUGAAGCCAGUCAGCUCAUGCAGUAUGACCAGUGCCUGACAAAGGGAGCUGAUGGGUCAUCAGUAAUAAUAACUCAUUGCAACUUGAAUGAGUAUACUGAGUGGAAGUAUUUUAAGGAUCUUAAUAGGUUUACAUAUAUUCCUACUGGGAAAUGCUUGGAUCGAUCAGAUUUGUUGCACAAGGUUUUCAUCGCCGAUUGCGACCGAAGCAAAAACAGUCAAAAGUGGGAAAUGAACAACAUCGUGGCAGUGUAGCACUUACACAGACAGCUUCUUGAAAGUUGUGGAUCAAUUUCUGGAGCCACCAGAUGCCUGCACAACUGCUGCAUUUAGAAGUCUAGUAAAAUGGAAGAGGAGAAUUAUGGGAAAUAUAUCCUCCUGUUUUUGAACUGUUUACAGAUCCAAUUUGAAACAUUUUCCCAUUAUAGGUCUUGUUUACAUGUUUUCUUGAUCUCCAUGUCUUUGAAGGUAUUUCUUGGGAAUUACUCAGGGUAUGAAGUGUGUGUUGCUUUCCUGUAUCAUUUGAGAAUCCCACUUCAGUGGGUACCAACACUCCUUUUUCAGCAAAUUAAUUGCAUACAUUUUUGUUUACCUUGUGUCCUGCUGGUUUAAACUGGAAUAUGAAGAAGUCAGCUUGCAGUUUAGCGGUUUUUGGAAGUGAUCAUGCCAGGGAAUGGCAGUAGAGUUAAUUCCAAGGAGAAAGUCUGUAUGCUAACCUCAAUAUUACUUUAGUAGAAUGAUCUGUGUGAAAAGAUGGGGGGUAGAGCUAGGGCAGUGCUUCCCAACCCAGGCCUCAGGAACACCCCCCCAAACAGUCCAGGUUUUUAUAUAGCUCCCUCCCAGCUUCCUGCCAGACAGUACACAUUUUUGUUCCCUCCCAGCUCCCAGCCUGGGGGUCCCCAAGGACUGUCUUGGGAAACAAUGAGCUAGAGGACCUUGACUCCUGUACCUGAGGACUGCAUGCUAUGCUGCUAAUUCUGUCCAGCUAAGUUUUUAAUUAACCCUUUUCCUUCUACUUCGUUGCUAUCUUAAAUGAUUUAGGUUUUCUGAAACCAAUAGUGGAUGGGGCGGUGGCUCAGUGAGUUGCACUGUUGAUUCACUCCUCCGGGCCUGAGGGUUUGAAUCCUGCCUCUGCUUUGUGUGUGAGGUGUCUGCAAGCUCUGUGUGUGUGUGUGUGUGUGUGUGUGUGUGUGUGUGUGGACCCUGCCAUGCACCUAUAACCCAAUGUCCCUGUACUGGCUAAGUGAUUGGAGAUGGAUAGAUGGGUGAACACGCUGUUUCAGCUCUCACUAUACUUUUCAGUCAUACUACUUGAUCCAGUACUGGAUCAUGGGGGCUUAGAGCCUGUCACAGGCAUCUCUAAGCACAAGGCUGGGGAUCACCCAUGGUGGGAUGCCAAUAUAUUGCAGGGAUGUUAACAAGUGAUCCAUGAAUUUAUAAUUGUGUUUUUUUUUUCUUCUGAUCAACAGCUUAAUCAGCAUAAAAUAACACUGCAGACAGCCAGGAUCUGAACUUGAGAUUCCUGCUGUACUGUAAGGUGCUUAAGCUUAGAUGUCAGUUAAAUUAGCCUGAUAACAAUGGAAUAAUUAAGUUUGCAAAGUAAUUACAGAAUGUAUGGAUUUUGACUUUUUCAUUCUAAUUUUUUUAUUUUUUUUUUGCCAAUGAAAUCAAUCACCAUAGUUUAUUUUUUUAAGGUUCACUCUGGAAGUUUGAGAACUUUUUGCCCCCGAGUUUCCAGUUGAAGAUUAAAAGUGCAGAACUAUUCUAAUGUUGCAUGUUUAGAUGAUUUAAAUAAAUUAUGUUUACUGGUAAUAGAUAUCAACCCUUUUGAAUAUUAUUUAAAAUAACAAUCAGAAGGGUUGAAACCUAUUUAAAUUUUAAAUAACAUUUUAAAUGUCACAAUUUCCCUUUCAUAAAAAUCUAUAGCUUUUAUGUUGGAACAGUGAAAUCCAACAAAGUGCUGAGAAAUAUCUUAAUUAUAUGAUUACAUGGAUUGUUUUUAUUUGCUUUUUUGUCAGUGCGGGUGAUGAAAAUGGUUUCCAGAUUUCCUGUGAUGUUAUUUUCUUAUAUUGGCAAGAAUAAAUACGUAAUAGUCAGUCAGACUGAGGAAUUUGAACGUACCACCCUAGGAAUAACAUUGAUACCACAUUGGUGUCAUAUUAUACGGGCAUUUGAAUUUUGUCUGCAGUGACUCCGUUUUCCAAGGAAGAGACAUAUGUUAAUAAUUUUUUUUUAGAUGUUUUACAUUGGCCCACAUAUAUGGAUAGAAUGUCAAUAUGUCCAUUUUUUCCCCUUUUUUUCAGGCGUGUAUUGAGAAAUAUAUAGAUUUUUUUCCCCCAAAUUGAUUACAGUGUAUUUCUCUUCUGUAUGGAAUCCCUGUCAAUUGAUUUAAAAAUUGAUAAAUAAAAAAUAAUGGUAUAGAUGGGAAACCAGCUGUGCAUAUCCAUUCUUUUUAUACCAUGUAAAUAAAGAUAUUUCUUAUGUCAUAAGCAGGACAUGGUUUUUGUAUAUAUCUAACUUGCAUCCUUACCUAAUACUGGACCCCCUGUACACCUGUGGAAAUUAAACAGUAUCUUUUUACUUA